Exophiala dermatitidis NIH/UT8656 is the source of this 1038-nucleotide messenger RNA. Its product is annotated as isoflavone reductase (CipA). The transcript has 2 exons. Gene Ontology annotation, molecular function: oxidoreductase activity. The record is from RefSeq and is a predicted model, not a curated record. Bases 1 to 1038 code for a protein of 345 amino acids. Lineage: Eukaryota; Fungi; Ascomycota; Eurotiomycetes; Chaetothyriales; Herpotrichiellaceae.
AUGGCAGGUGUAAAGUAUGCAAAGGAUCAACCGGCAGGGUUCAAGAACCACGUGGAGAAUAUCGCCAUUGUUGGGGCCAGCGGACACAUCGGGGCAUUCAUCGCGCACGAACUGCUGAAAACGAAAAUCCACAAAGUCACGGCACUGACACGGGCGGAGAACAACAACACGAACAAAUUCCCACCAGGCCUAUCAAUCAUACCAGUCAACUACUCCGACCCAUCCACACUCGUAAAUGCGCUUCGCGGACAAGACGUCCUAAUCAUCACCAUGUCCGCAUUCGCACCUCGCGACACCGAGGCGAAACUAAUCCAAGCAGCCGCGGACGCCGGUGUCCCCUGGGUAAUGCCGAACGAAUGGGGCCUAGACGGGCAAUCGACAGAUCUGGUGCGCGAAGCGAUGACAGGACCAGGACGCGAAGCGGCUCGCAACCUCAUCGCCUCGCUGGGCAAGAGCUCGUUUGUGUCUUUAGUCUGUGGCUUCUGGUACGAAUUCAGCCUGGCGGGGCAGGAGAUCCGGUUCGGGUUUGACUUCCCCAACCGCACCGUCACCUUCUACGAUGACGGUCAAACCAAAAUCAACGUCAGCACUUGGGCCCAAUGUGGCAGGGCGGUGGCGAGGCUGUGGAGCCUGAAAAUCAUGCCUGACGACGAGAAGGAUACUAGUCCUACGGUCUCAACGCACUUUCGCAAUGGGUUCGUCUAUAUCUCGUCUUUCUUGCUCAGUCAGCGCGACAUGUUUGAGUCCGUUUUACGUGUCACGGGCACCACUGAACAGGAUUGGAAGAUUCAGUAUCAAGAUGUCAAGCAGCGGUAUCGAGAGGGCCUUGCGGCUUUUCAAAAUGCCGGCGACAUGAUGGCCUGGGUGAAAGCCAUGUAUGCUCGCGAUUUCUGGCCCGAUGGCUCCGGCAAUUACCAGGCUGUCAGAGGCCUACAUAAUCGACUCUUGGGCUUGCCGGACGAAGACCUCGAUGAGAGGACAAAAGUCGCUAUUGAUAUGGUCGAGAAUGGUGAUGAUGCAUGCAGGCCGAAGGAUUGA